Pongo pygmaeus (Bornean orangutan) is the source of this 17271-nucleotide messenger RNA. RefSeq names its product ataxin 10 (gene ATXN10). The coding region runs from base 12199 to 13647 and encodes 482 amino acids. The transcript has 11 exons. Gene Ontology annotation, biological process: neuron projection development. The record is from RefSeq and is a predicted model, not a curated record. Lineage: Eukaryota; Metazoa; Chordata; Mammalia; Primates; Hominidae. Gene Ontology annotation, cellular component: cytosol.
GCAGUCUUGCUCUGUUGCCCAGGUUGGAGUGCAGUGGUGCAAUCUCGGCUCACUGCGACCUCUGCCUUCCAGGUUCAGGCUAUUCUCCUGCCUCAGUCUCCCAAGUAGCUGGGAUUACAGAUGUGCACCACCACUCACAAAUAAUUUUUGUAUUUUUAGUAGAGACAGGGUUUCGUCAUGUUGGGCCAGGCUGGUCUUGAAUUCCUGACGUCAAGUGAUCUACCCACCUUGGCCUCCCAAAGUGCUGGGAUUACAGGCAUGAGCCACCAAGACCGGUCCUUUUAUUUUUAAAUUGAGAUACGGUCUUGCUGUGUCACCUAGGCUGGAGUGCAGUGGUGUGAUCACAGCUCAUUGCAGCCUUGACCUCUUGGGCUCAAGCAAUCCUCCCACUGCAGCCUCCUGAGUAGCUGGGACUACAGGUGUGCACCACCACAACCAGCACAUUUUUUUUUUAAAUUUUUUAGCAGAGACAGGUUCUUGCCACAUUGCCCAGGCUGGUCUCAAACUCCUGAGCUCAAGCAGUCUUCCCACCUCGGCUUCCCAAAGUGCUGGGAUUGCAAGUGUGAGCCACCACACCCAGCCUAUUCUUCCUUUUUUUUUUGAGAUGGAGUCUGGCUCUGUCCAGGCUGGAGGGCAGUGGCGCUAUCUCGGCUGACUGCAACCUCUGCCUCCCAGGUUCAAGUGAUUCUCCUGCCUCAGCCUCCCGAGUAGCUGGGAUUACAGGCACCCGCCACCAUGCCUGGCUAAGUUUUGUAUUUUUAGUAGAGAGAGGGUUUCACCGUGUUGGCCAGGCUGGUCUUGAACUCCUGACAUCAGGUGAUCCACCCGCCUCGGCCUCCCAAAAUGCUGGGAUUACAGGCGUGAGCCACUGCGCCUGGCUGAUAAUAUCUAAUAUUUAAUCAGUGUUUAUUCCAUUAUACUUUACUGUAAUUAUUGAUAUGAUUGGGUUGGGUCUAUCAUUUUAUUUGUAUUUAUGUAUUUAUUUAGAGACAGGGUCUCGCUCUGUUACCCAGGCUGGAGCGCAGUGGCACAAUCACAGCUUACUGCAGUCUUGCCCUCCAAGCAAGGGAUCCCCCAACUUCAGCCUCCCAAGUAGCUGGGACUAAGGCCUGCACCACCAUACCUAGCUAAGUUUUUAAAAAAAUUGUUUUAGAGAUGGGGUCUCACAAUGUUGCCCAGGCUGGUCUUGAACUCCUGGGCUCAAGUGAUCCUCUUGCCUUGGGCUCCCAAAGUGCUGGGAUUACAGGUAUGAGCCACCACACCUGGCCUUUGUUUUCUGUUUGUCUUCUCUGUAUUCCCCCUUUCAGUUCCUCCUUUUCUUUUUUAUUUUCUCAUUUGAAUGUUUUUCAGAAUUACAUUUUGAUUUUCCCAUUAGCCUCUUAGCUAUAAUUCCUUACAUUUUUUAAUGGCUACCCUAAGGAAUGUAAUAUACAAUGAACUUACAGGUCAGUAUCCCCCUCUGUCCUUUGUUAUUGUUGUUACAUGUAAUACAUCUGCAUACAUUGUACACCUCACAAGAAUAUGCUUAAUUUUUGCUGUGAACCAUUAUAUGGUUUAUAAACCAAUUGAGAAGAAAAAUGCAAAUGGGAAAAAUUAUUUGUAUUUACCCAGCUAUUUACCAUGUCUAAUACUUGUCAGCUUUUCUGAGGAUUUGAGUUUCCAUCUGAUAUAAUUUCCCUCAGCAUGAAGAAGUUCCUUUAGCAUUUCUCGUGGUACAGUUCUGUUGGUGAGGCCAUCUCUUAGUUUUAUUUUAUCUGAACCUGUCUUUAUAUUAUUUUUAUUCUAGAAUAAUAUUUUUUCUGGAUGUAGAAUUCCUGAUUGAUAGUUUGUUUGUUUGUUUUUCCUUCAGGAGGUUACAAAUGUUCCACUAUCUUCUGGACUCCAUGGUUUCUGAUAAGAAGCAGUCAUGAAUCAAUGAUUGUUUUUCUGUGUAUGUCAUUUUUAUGUUGAUGCUAUCAAGAUGUUUGUUUGCUCUCUUUCUUUGACUUUCAGUAGUGUGAUGUGUCUUAGCAUAGGCUUCUUUAUGUUGAUUUUGUUUGGUGUUAGUUUAGCAUCUUAUAUUUGCAAGAUUCCACCUUUCACCAAAUUUGGAAAAUUUUGGCUAUUAUUUCUUCAAAUACUUUUUUUGGGGGGUCCUGUUUUCUCUUUCCUGUCCUUCUAGUCUUGCAAUUACACUAAUAUUUGAAAAUCUGAUAUCCUCUAAUAGGUCCCUGAGAUUCUUUCUCUUUGUUGUUUAAAAAUAUAUAUAUAUUUUUAGGCCAGGUGCUCACACUUGAACUCCUGGCCUCAAGUGAUCUGCCCGCCUUGGCCUCCCAAAGUGUUGGGAUUACAGGCAUGAGCCAUCAUGUCCAGCCCUUUUUAAUCAUUUCUAUUUCUCUGCUGAGAUUGAUCAUUUUCUCUCUUGAGGUUUUUAUUCACUGAAGUCAUGUUUUGUUUUACCUCAUUUAAUUUAGUUAUAAUCACUGCUUUAAAAUCUGUCAGUUCUCACAUCUAGUUCAUCUCACGGAUGGAUUUGAUUUUCUUUUCUCUUGAGAAUGUUCUCUAAUUUCAUAUUUGUAUUUCAGGUAACUUUUGGAUUGUAUUUUGAUACUAUUAAUAGUAAGCUGUGGGGAUUCUGGAUUCUGUUAUUUUCCUCUGUGGAGUGUUGUUUCCUUUGUUUUCAUAGACAAUUUUCUUAUGUGGGCUUGGGGUGAAAACUCUAUUUCUUCAGGAGUAGUUCCAGUUUUGCAUCAGAUCUUUUGUAUUUAGUUGAGCUGCUUUGGGUCUAUACCACAUGAUAAGGUUUAUUAAGUGGGCAGUCAGCUAUACGGAUAUAAUUAAUUUGGGGAUCCCCUCUAUCUUGGUCCAUUUCCUGCUGCUUAUAACAGAAUAUCUGAAACUGGGUAAUUUAUAAAGAAAAGAAAUUUAUUUCUUACAGUUAUGGAGGCUGAAAAGUCCAAAAUUGAGGGGCUGCAUUUGGCGAGAGCCUUCUUGCUGAAGGGGACUCUCUCCAGAGUCCCAAGGCAGUGCAGGGCCUCACAUAGUGAGGGGGCUGAGGGUGCUAGCUCAGGUCUCUCUUCCUCUUCCUAUAAAGCCACCAGACCCACUCCCAAGAUAACCAAUUAAUCCACUACUCUAUGAAUAGAUUAAUCCAUUCAUGAGGACAGCUCUCAUGAACCAGUCACCUCUUAAAGGCCCUACCUGUCAAUACCGCCACCUUGGGGAUUAAAAUCUCAACAUGAGUUUUGGACAGGAGAGACAUUCAAACCAUAACACCCUCUCUGGCUCUUUCCCUUUUGGGAUUUUUCCCAUUCUCUUCAGUGUUCACAUUUUCAUACAUUUACUUUUAUGUUUCCCCAGGCCAGAAAUAAUGCAGAGUUUUGCACAUGUGCCCCCAACCAUUGCUGUGCACAUCCACGUACUACAAUUAGUCCCAGGCUAAAAGCUACAGAGAUGUGAACCUACUUGUGUAGCUCCCCAUCUCCCUUCCUCCAAGUGAGGAGGUACUCCCCAUCAGAGUCUGCGUCUGUUCACUCUCAAGCCCUUCAGGUGGUCGUUUUUUGUAGUAUAACUAGGUUUUAUGAUUAUUUACUAUGGGGUACAUAUGUGUGGGGGUCACCAAGUAGGGUCUUUGUCCAUCUUACCCAGAAGUGGAAGCUUGUCAUGAAUUGGUUCGCAGAGCACCUUGAAUAGUCCUGGCCUAAACCACUGUCUCGAUGAUGGGCCCCAUUCAGAAUGGCAUUUGCAAGUUUCUCUUCCAUAGUUUUCUAGCAGAUGUUUAUAAAUGAGGUUCAAUACCAGUUAAUGUCAAAACUAAUAGAGGAAUUCCCAGUUCAGGCAAAGGGAGCACAGAGUGCCAAUAAUAUCCAAAUAUUGUUUGGUACUGAUUGACUUGACAAAGCUCAUUUCAUAAAAAACAGUUCUGGCUUUUGCAGACUGUUCUCAAUGGAUUUUCUUUCUUUGCUGGCCUUUGACUUUCUGUGAUCUUGGCUGCUGGGAAGUGUAAGGCAGAGGAAGUCCUUAGGCAGGAGAUAAACCUGGGCCUGUUCCUACAGAGAUGGCCUUCUGAGAGGCCUGGGAGCGCUAGCUGGGACAGCAGAAGGCAAAAGUCCCAGGUAGUGUUACGAUGGUUUGGAGCAGAGCCAUGUCAUGAAUAUUUUAAUUUUUUAUUUUAAACCCUAUGAGACAUUGUUGCUUUAUGAUUGUUUUGUACUUUGGAUGUUCAUUUAGAUGAAGCUGAUAGUAAAUACCAUUCUCAGUCUUCUUUAUUUCUUUCUACGUCUCUCAUCUUCCAUCUGGGAUUGUUUUUGUCUCUAAUUCACACUCUUUUGUAUUUCCUUUAGCAUGGAUCUGUUGGCAGUUAUUUUUAUUUUUCAGCAUAUUGAAGACAGCAUUCCACUAUUUUGGUUUCCAGUGUUUCUAUGGAGGAUACAGCUUACUCAAUCCUCACUCCUUUAAAAAUAAACUGUCUUUUUAUUCCCCUGUGGCUUCUUAUUAGAUUUCAUCUUUGUCUUUUUCCAUAAUUUCACUGGAUGUGAAUAUAUGGUGUGUCUAUAUUUAGAUUUCUGUUCGUGUAUUCUGCUUUCUAUUCAUUGAGCUUCUUGAAUCUGUGGUUUGGGAUCUUUCAUCAGUUUUGGCAGAUUCUCAGCUAUUAUCCUAUGCGUUUCCUCUGUCCUGUUUCCCUCUCCUUUUGAGACUCCAGUUACAUGUGUUAGACUUUCUCAACUUAUUUUCUGCAUCUCUUAUCUCUUCUGUAUUUUUUGUAUUUUAAUUUCUUCAUUCUGGAUAGUUUCUUUCUAAGUCUUCCAGUUCAUUUAUUCUCUCUUUAGGUCUCUCUAACCUGUUUUAAUCCCAUCAAUUGAGUUGUUACUGUGUUAUUUCUAAUUUCAGUUCCAGAAUUUCUAUUUAUUUAUUAUAUAAAUACACUAUUUCACUUUUUAUAGUUCAAUUCCUUGCUUGGACUUUUGAACUAUUUCUUUUUUCUUUUUUGAGAUGGAGUCUCACUCUGUUGCCCAGGCUAGAGUGCAGUGGCACGGUCUCGGCUCACUGCAACCUCUGCCUCCUGGGUUCAAGUAAUUCUCCUGCCUCAGCCUCAAGAGUAGCUGGGAUUACAGGCGCAUGCCACCAUGCCUGGCUAAUUUUUUGCAUUUUUAGUAGGCACAGGGUUUCACCAUGUUGGCCAGGCUGGUCUUGAAUUCCUGACCUCAUGAUCUGCCCGCCUCAGCCUCCCAAAGUGCUGGGAUUACAGGCGUGAGCCACCGCGCCUGGCCGAAUUAUUUCUUUGAACAUAGUAAACCUGUUGUGUCAUUGCCAUGUUUCAUUCCAAUAGCUUAAGUUUUUGUGGAUCAGUUUCUGUUGUAUGUUGCUUCUGCUGGUUCUUAUAAUAUCUGCUUUCCCUGUAGAGUGAGUUAUUUUUGUGUUGUUCACUCUAUUUGAGAAGUAUUUGUAGAAAUAAUUUGAUGCUUAGGAUGGCACAUUCUUCCAAAGAUGGUUUUCAUUUGCUUCUGCCAUAUGUCUAAAUGUGCCACCAUUCUGGGUCUGUCUUAAUCCCAAUUCAGGUGUUUUGGUUGCUUGGAUCAACUAGGUGACAAAGAGGUUUUUGAAAUAUUUCAUUUGGGUUUAAAAUAAAAGUUUUUCUCGUUCAGAGGAUAGCUUUAAAUAACUUGGCGUGACAUUACCAGAAGUGAAGCUUUUUCUGUUUUAUGAAGCUUCUUGUAUAAGGCAGGGAUUACAUCUUUUCUCCAUGUGUGGUAGAAUCAUAUAUAAAGUCAGCUGGUUUGAGGCUAUAUUUUGGUGCUUCAUUUUCUGGAAUGUACUUCCACCUUCGUUUGUCUAGUGCUCAUAUAAUUAUUUAAGAUUCAGCUUACAUGGUUUCUCUAGUUGUAUUUCUUCAUCUCUCCAGCUUCCUAGCUCUUUAUACAUCUUUUUUCUGACGUUAUUUAUUAUGCUAUAUUAUCAGUAUAUAUUUCUGUUUUCCUUUAAAAGACUCAGAGGUUAUUCAUGACUGAGGUAUUAUAUUAUUCAUCUUUGUAAGACUAGGUUCUAAUAUAGUCCAUGAUAGAUGCUCAAAUCUUCUGGUUAAAUUGAAAUAUGAAAAAUAAAAUGUAAAAUGGAUUGGUAACAAUCAUAAGGAAUAGCUUAAUAACUUUACAAAUUACAUAAAAAUAACUGAUCCCCACAAGGCAACUAUUACUAACAUCAGAAUGAUCACCUCAAAUACCGGUAGUCUAUUGUCAGUCACUUAUUACCAGUUAUAUCUUGACACUACUCACAAUUUCCUACGUAUUUCCUACUGUUUCUCAUUUGCCCAACUACCUAAAAGCUUUUGAUCUCCUUGCUCACUUCAUUCUUUCUACUUUCUCACUUUUACACCACAUAGUUCACUGUUAACAUGUAUUGAACUAAGCUAAAUAUAUGACAGACUCUGGAUUGACUAUCAUCAAAUCUUCCCAACAAUUUAAUUAAGUAGGUGCUAUUACUAUUCCAUUUUACAAAUGAAAAAAAAAAGGCUUAAAGAGAUGGUUACUUGUCCAAGUUCAGGUGCUAAGAGAUAAAAGAGGGAUUCACAUUACCCAGGUCUGUCUGACUCCAGAGCUCAUGUUCUUUACCAGAAGUUGGCAAACCUUUUCUAAAAAGAACCAUAUAGUUAAUAUUUUAGGCUUUGGAGGCCAUACAGUCUCUGUAACAACAAGUCAGUUCUGCCACUUUAGUGCCAAAGUAGCCACAGACAAUAUGUAAAUGAAUGACUAUGACAGUUUCUAACACAAUUUUAUUUAUGAAAAUAGGUGGCGGGAAGAGUUUGGCUCAUAGGUGAUAGUGUGCCAAUCCCUGCUCUGAACAAGUACACUACUCUGUUAUUUUUUUCUCCUUUUUCUCAAUCUCCAGAGUUUUCCAUUCAACAGAUAUUGAUAGCAUUGCUUCUAAGCACAGGGCUGGGAUGAAGAUGAGAAAAUCCCUGCCUUGAGGGACCUUAGAUGUGGAAGAGGAGGGCAUAAACACACAUCUAUAGCACAGGCUGACUAUGGAAAGUCAGUGCCAAAAGAGAGGCACGGGCUGACCAGAGAUUCUUCUGAAGAACACAUGAGAUCUUGUGGAGUUGGUGAUAUAUGACAAAAGCUUUCUAGCAAGAGCAUCAUAGGCAGAGAUGCUAAGAAGAAAGUUUCCAAUAGAAGAGCCAGCACAAGCACACAUUUUUCUAUCCACCUGUCACUUAUCUUCUAUUCUGUCUCUUUUUUUCUGAGACAGAGUCUCGCUCUGUUGUCCAGGCUGGAGUGCAGUAGUGUGAUCUCAGCUCACUGCAAGCUCCGCCUCCCAGGUUCACACAGUUCUCCUGCCUCAGCCUCCCGAGUAGCUGGGACUACAGGUGCCCGCCACCAUGCCUGGCUUAUUUUUUGUAUUUUCAGUAAAGACAGGUUUCACCGUGUUAGCCAGGAUGGUCUCGAUCUUCUGACCUCAUGAUCCACCCGCCUUGGCCUCCGAAAGUGCUGGGAUUACAGGUGUGAGCCACCACACCUGGCCUCAUCUUCUAUUCUCUUUACCAGUAUUCACUUACUUCCUCUCUCUUUUCCUUGCCAAAAUCAUAUGCACUUUGGUCCAAAUCUGUUUUUGCCUUGCACCUCAUCUACUUUCUUCUCUGAUUUUCUUUUUUGCCUUCCUUUUCUUUUCUUUGUUUUUUUGUUUCUUGAUUACUGAGUCAUUGUUGAUUCAAUUCUUCUGCAGUGGGCUCAAGGUACAAAUUUAUAUCACAAAUUUCAUUUGAAGUUGAAUUCAUGUACAUCAACAUGGUGGCAUGUUCAUCUGGUUUGUCUAAGUCAAACAGCUGUACAACAUUAACAAUGUCAUUUAGCCCUAGUGAAAUAUUAACUUGGUUCUGUCAAUUCAGUCAAGGUUGAAAUCCUCUAGUCAAUUUUGGGCAGUCAAUAACAUUCACUGUUUGACCAGUUUAAUUUCCUUUCGUUUCUCUUAUGCAUAUUUCUACUUUUUGUCUGUCCUGUUAAUCUCUCUCUCUUUUAAUCUUUUCCCUUAUAAUUUUUUCUUCUUUUUCCAUCAGCCUCCUUUUCUGUACUUUUUGGAUUAUUGCACUUCUUCUAAAGGCAUGCUAUCUCCUUUCUCCUUUCUGCAGAUAUAUAUAUGUAUAUUUAUUUAUUUAUUUAGAGAUGGAGUCUUGCUCUGUCACCCAGGCUGGAGUGUAAUGGCGUGCUCUCAGCUCACUGCAACCUCUGCCUCCCGGGGUCAAGCGAUUCUCCUGCCUCAGCGUCCUGAGUAGCUGGGAUUACAGGUGCCUGCCACCAUGCCUGGCUAAUUUUUUUCUAUAUUUUUAGUAGAGAUGGGGGUUUCACCAUGUUGGCCAGGCUGGUCUCAAACUGCUGACCUCAAGUGAUCUGCCUGCCUCCGCCUCCCAAAGUGCUGGGAUUACAAGCGUGAGCAGGCGUGAGCCACCGCGUCUGGCCUCUGCUGAUAUAGUUAAAAAGAUUCUUUGUUCAUUAAUGCAACUUUUAUUGAGCAAUUACCACAUAGUAGGUCUUUUUCUAGGUGCUGGGCUGGAGAUACAAAAAUAACCAAAAGAGACAAAAAUCUCUACCCUUGUGGAGCUUACAUUCUAGUAGUAAGUGAAAUAGACAAGCAACAAUAAACAAAAUAGAAAAGUAAGUUAUAUAAUAUAUCAAGUAUUAAGUGCUAUGCGGAAAAUUCCUGGGGAUCAGGAAUUUGGGUAGCCUGUUACAAUUUUAAAUAGAUUGAUCAGGAAGGUUGUCAAAAGAUAAUUUGAACAGGUAGUUGAAGGAAAUAAGGAAGCAAAUCAUGGAGAUGUUUGUGAGGAGUUGUUCUAUACAAAAAACAAAAACACCAGCAUAUACAAAGUCCUAAGGCAGGAGGGUUCUUUUCCUGGUGGAGUUGUGGGAUAAAAAAAAAAAAAAAAGGAAAAACAAAACUUUAUCUGAGGAAUAUGAGCUCCUUUAAAUGAUCAGGCCUAGAGAAGCAUUGGAAUGAAACAGCAAUCAUGUCUCUCCUCCUUGAGCUAAAUACUUACCUCUUUUUAAAAAGAAUUAUUACUAUUUUUUAAAGACAGGGUCUCACUGUAUUACCCAGGCUGGAGUGCAGUGGUGUGGUAAUAGCUCACUGAAGCCUUCAACUCCUAGGCUCAAUGAAUCCUCCCAUUUCAGCCUCUGGAGUAGCUGGGACUAUUGCCAUGUACCACCACGCCUAAUUUUUUAAAAAUUUUUUCGUAGAGAUGGGGGGUCUCACACUAUGUUGUGCAGGCUGGUCUCAAACUCCUGGGCUCAAGCAAUCCUGCUGCCUCAGCCACCCAAAGCACUGAGACUACAGGCAUGAACCACCAUGCCUGGCCCAAUUACCUCUUGAAGCCACAUUCUAUUUGGGCUCUAGAUGAACUGAUGUCAACUAGCCACACAAUGGCAUACAAUCUAUAGUUCAACAUUGUACAGCCAAUCAUUAACCAACAUUAUUUCUUAAACCAAUGAGAAUUCAUGACAACCUUUUAAAUCACCCUGUCUCCUGAUUCGUCCUUUUUUCUUUAAAAAGUUGAGCUUCUCUUUCGUUCGCCAGAGCACUCCCCAAGGCAACUUGGAUGUGUGUCCUGGACUGCAGUGCUCAUGUUGGCCCAAAUAAACUCUUUAUAUUGAUUUUAUCUCAGCUUAUUCCUUUUAAGCAGACAGAGGACAAUAAGGAGGUCAGUAUGGCUGAAGCGCAAUGGAAGAGGAAGAGGCUAAUAGAUGUGAUUAGAGCCCGCAGGGGCUGGAGGUGAUGGCGAAGGAGGAGGCAGGUCAUUUAGGGGCUUUUCUAUUGGAAGAACUUGGCUUUUACUCUGAGUGAAAUGGAAGUCCCUUAGAGGGUUUUGGGCAGAGUUAAAUGUUGACAUAUUUUUUAAAGGAUCUAAAACAUAAGGAAGCAAGAGCAGAGGCCAAAAGACCAAUCAGGAAUAUAUUGCAAUAUUCCAGGCAAGAAGUAUGAAUAUUAUAGGGAAUGUUCUUCUGGGAAUGUGGUUACAUUUGAGGAUAAGAAAACUAAAGGUCAGGUUUGUUUGUUUGUUUGUUUGUUUGAGACAGGGUCUCCCUCUGUUGCCCAGGCUGGAAUGCAGUGGUAUGAUCUCAGCUCACUGCAACAUCUGCCUCCCAGGUUCAAGCAAUUCCCUUGUCUCAGCCUCCCAAAUAGCUGGGACCACAGGCGCCUGCCACCAUGCCUGGCUAAUUUUCAGUAGAAAGGGGGUUUUGCCAUGUUGGCCAGACUGGUCUUGAACUCCUGACCUCAAGUGAUCUGCCCGCCUCGGCCUCCCAAAGUGCUGGGAUUACAGGAAUGAAGCUACCGUGUCUGGCCUAAAGGUCAGGAUUUUGGUGCAUAACAAGUACAUUUUACCAUCCUGUGCUCCUUAAGGGAAAAUUAAGAGAUUUUGCCCUGCUAGCUUAAGGAGUGUUAAACAUUUUGCAUUGUCUUGAGCAUUGCUAUUAAUAAGUGAUCUAAUACCUGGCACAUAGUACACAGCAACAUUCGUGGAAUGAAUAAAUACAUACCCAAUUAAAUGGGUAAACUGAAUGACAGUAUCAAGUAACUUGCUUGUGCAGCAGCAUUCAUUUCCCUCCUUCCUUUUUUUUUUUUUUUUUUUUUUGAUACAGGGUAUCAUUCUGCCACCCAGGCUGGAGUGCAGUGGUGUGAUCACAGCUCACUGCAGCCUCGACGUCCUGGGCUCAAGCAAUCCUCCUGCCUUGGCCACCCAAAGUGCUGGGAUUACAGGCAUGAGCCACCAUGCCCCACCAGGAUUCACUUCUUCUGCAUACUCUGGUGGUGUUUAUUGUAUCUUUACAUUUUAUUUAGCAAAGAAUGUUAAAAGCGCCAUGUUAUAAGCACACUCCUACCCUCCAAGCAGAAUGUAGAGGGUAUGUAUUUAUAUAUUUUAAGUGGUCCCACAGCAAUUUGUACAGUUAUAGCAGUUCACAACCAUACUCAGUUAUGUUUGCUUCUCUCCUCAAUAGUCUGUGAGGUUCCUUCAGGUUUGGAACUAUCUUUUAUUAAUCUUUGUAUCUCCAGCACCUAGCACAGGGCUUAGCAACAAUUUUUGUUGAAAGAAAGUAUAUACACUGUAAUAAAGGGCAGUAGAAAGAAAAUAUGUGAGUUAUCAACACCAGCUAGAGAAGCCUUGUCUGAUUCCUGUGAAAUAUAUUCAUUUCCCUUAGGAAAAAAACAAUUCUAACCUUAUUGCUGUGUAACUUAGCUUCUUGACUUCGAACGGUAUUUUAAGCCUUUGAGGAGCUGCAGCAAUGUAUACUCACUCGAGGAAGAGUGCCUGGUAAGUGGUCUGGUAUUGAUCAGCAAUGAUCAGUAAGUACUGGGAAGUGAGUUUUCAGGGCCUGAGACUUGCAAGCCGGUGACAGACCGCUCCAGCUUCCAGUGGACCCGGGCGGGGGCACUGAUCAACCCACUUAGGCAGUGGGAUCAAGGUCUUCAGCCUUAGCAGGGGGAGCCUCGGCCCGGCCCCCUUCGUUCCCGAGCCCCUCAGUCAGCGUCUCCUCCCAAAAGGGUCCCCUUCACCCAGAAUGUCCUCCCCUGGGGGAGACCCCUCUGUCUGCGGGCCCCCUCCCAUAGGAGGGCCCCUCUUCCUCAAGGUGAACCUCUGUUUCCGAUAUCCGCUCCCAAGACCGAGAUCUUGUUACGGCCCCACCCUCCACAGGCCCCUUACCCCCCGGAUCCCCUCCCCUGGGGGAGACCCCUCUGUCCGCGGGCCCCCUCCUAUAGGACGCGCCCCCCUUUCUCAGAGUGAACCUCUGGUUCCCGAUACCCGCUCCCAAGACCGAGACUCUGUUACGGCCCCAUCAACACGGGUCUUCCUCACCGCAGCAUCCCCUCCCCGCCGAGGAGCCUCGUCCGCGACGCUUCCCAGUCAAUCACCCCCAGCAUCCCUCCGCACUCUCACCCAGGACUUCCGCCGCGCCCCCUCCCCUCAGGCGGGACUUCCGCCGGCGCCCCCUCCCCCAGCGGCGCCGUCUCCUCCUCCUGCCUGAGGCGAGUCUGGGCUAAGCCUAGAGCUCUCCGGCCCCGGCGCAGCCUCAGGGCAGCGCGGGCUGCAGCGACGGCGGCGGUUAGGGCUGUGUAGGGCGAGGCCUCCCCCUUCCUCCUCGCCAUCCUACUCCUCCCUCCUCGCCAUCCUCCCGCUUCGACCUCCUCGCCUUCCUCCUCCUCGUCAGGCUCGGCUUAGCUGUGAGCGGCAAGAUGGCGGCGCCCAGGCUGCCGCCUGCCAGGCUGUCGGGCGUCAUGGUGCCGGCGCCCAUCCAGGACCUGGAGGCCCUGCGCGCGCUCACGGCGCUCUUCAAAGAGCAGCGGAACCGAGAAACAGCACCCAGGACUAUCUUCCAAAGAGUUCUGGAUAUCCUAAAGAAAUCUUCUCAUGCUGUUGAGCUUGCCUGCAGAGAUCCAUCCCAAGUGGAAAACCUGGCUUCCAGUCUGCAGUUAAUAACAGAAUGCUUCAGGUGUCUUCGCAAUGCUUGCAUAGAGUGUUCUGUGAACCAGAAUUCAAUCAGGAACUUGGAUGCGAUUGGUGUUGCUGUUGAUUUGAUUCUUCUGUUUCGUGAACUGCGAGUGGAACAGGAAUCUCUGUUGACAGCUUUUCGCUGUGGCCUGCAGUUUUUAGGCAACGUUGCCUCACGGAAUGAAGAUUCCCAGUCUAUUGUUUGGGUGCAUGCUUUCCCAGAACUGUUUUUGUCUUGCUUAAAUCAUCCGGACAAAAAAAUUGUUGCCUACUCUUCAAUGAUUUUGUUUACAUCCCUUAAUCAUGAAAGAAUGAAAGAACUGGAGGAAAACCUCAAUAUUGCAAUUGAUGUCAUAGAUGCUUACCAAAAACAUCCUGAAUCAGAAUGGCCGUUCUUGAUUAUUACAGACCUCUUUCUGAAAAGCCCGGAAUUGGUACAAGCCAUGUUUCCCAAACUGAACAAUCAAGAAAGAGUUACACUGUUAGACCUUAUGAUAGCCAAGAUAACGAGUGAUGAGCCACUCACCAAGGAUGACAUCCCUGUGUUUUUGCGGCAUGCUGAGUUGAUUGCAAGCACCUUUGUGGAUCAGUGCAAGACUGUGCUCAAGUUGGCCUCUGAGGAGCCUCCCGAUGAUGAGGAGGCACUGGCUACGAUUAGGCUUCUCGACGUCCUGUGCGAAAUGACUGUGAAUACUGAGCUGCUCGGCUAUCUGCAGGUUUUCCCUGGCUUGCUGGAAAGAGUGAUUGAUCUUUUACGGGUGAUUCAUGUAGCUGGGAAAGAAACCACAAACAUCUUCAGUAAUUGUGGUUGCGUGAGAGCAGAAGGUGACAUCUCCAAUGUGGCCGAGGGGUUUAAGUCUCAUCUCAUUCGUCUGAUUGGAAAUCUGUGUUACAAGAAUAAAGAUAACCAAGACAAGGUAAAUGAGCUGGAUGGUAUCCCGUUGAUCCUGGACAACUGCAACAUCAGUGACAGUAACCCCUGUAUCCUUGCAUGUGAAUUACCUUGCACAAGUUUACAGCCGGGGCCCUUAGCAAAACAAGUCCGUUUCCUCAUGUUCAUUCACCCCCCAAAAAGGAAAGAAAAAAGAAGAAAGCUUCUAGUCAUGGGAAAGCAGUACAAGAAUGUUCAGGUACAAUUGCAGAUGUUGCAUUUCCCAAUGAAAAUGAUGAUUUAUUAUGAAAAAAGAAAUUGACUCACAGUUUACUUUUACAUUCCCUGAAUUCACCUUCCAGUGAAGAAGGGUUUUCAUUGCUAGUCCUUGGCUUUUAUUUAGCAAAGACCAAAAAAUAAAAAGACUGUUGUACACGAGCACAUCGUAGGCCUACAGAUGCUCGCAGCACCUUCCACCUUGGUGUCCUCCUUGCCAGAUGGCCAUUCAUUCAUUCACUUCUUCCUUCAGGAAACAUUCAUUCAGUCCCUCUUGUGUGUUUACACCCAUUGCUUUAUUGAACCCUGACACCAUGAAGCAGAUACUAUUAUUGUCAUCCAUAUGUUGUAGAUGAUGAAAUAAAACUGAGUCUCUAGCUUGCCCAGAGGUCAGAACCAGAUUUUAUACAUGUGAGUGCCUGACCUUAGCCACUUCCCCACACUGCGUUCUUACAAGUCACUGGGAGGAGACAGAGCACAUGCAGAGAACCACAUAAACAUAUUCAUGUAGUGGAGAAAUGGUUCAGAGUUACACAUGUAAAAAUUUAUAUGGAUAGCUAUAUCUUUAGCUGGAUAACUGGCUUUUAGAAUGAUAAUCAGUGAAACAUUGCAAGAUCACAGAAUCUCCUGAAUCAUUAAGAAAAGAUAAAAUAUCACAAGCAUCUUUGGUGUUAUGUGUAUUCAGUAAUUCUUUGGAGUUGUAUUUAUUAAGCCUACCAGAUUUUAAAGGCAUAUAAAAUGUAGUAAGUUAUGAGACACAUACUGAAAUAUCAGUGCAAAGGGAGAAUGGUAGUUGAAUGGUCAGAAACGAAAAAGCCUUACAGCCUAGAGAUUCAGUUUUUAGAUGUGAGCUAUAAAUUAAAAUCUGGCCUUCGUAGUACUAAAGUAAAUAAGGACAUGAUACAAUUUCAAAAUUCACCUUAUUCCCUAGGUAAAACCACAUUGAUGCUCCUUCCAGGCUAUUCCCAAAGAAUUAUCUAAUGACUCCUGCUUUACUCCUCGCUUCCGAUUCCCUCUUUUUCCCCCUUUCUUGUGCAUUUUUUCCUUUAUUUUUUUAAUUCAUGAAAAUAAUACACCUAUAUGGGAAUUUUUAAAUACCAAAUGGCAUUCAAUAAGGGAACAAUAUCUCUAGCUCCACUUUUUACACUUUUUAAUUCACCCUCUUAGCUAUUUCUUCUAGUAGGUACUUUUGUAUAUCUAAAUAAUAUGCUUUAUUGCUGUUUCUUGAUAUAUCAAGUUUUGGUGUGACCUGUUUAUAUUAUGACAUGAGCAUUCAGCUCCUGUACACCACCUCCUCCCCUCCCUCCCUCGUGCUUCCCCUGGAGUUAGGACUGCACAUCCCGUUCCCUGUUGCCCACGCUGUGAAUGAGGCUUGGCAUCUUCUAAAGUGUUUGCUAUUUGAGGUGUGUGUGAGUGUGUGUAUGUGCGUAUGUGUGUAUACAUUACAAUGUCCUUGGUCAAACCUUUUGCCCAUUGGGAUAUUUUUCUUUAUUAUUUGUUAACACAUCUUUAUAUAUUCUAGAUUGAAGUUCUUUGUCAGCUACAUGUGUUGCUAGUAUUUUCUCUUUCCUGUUCUGUGAUUACCUUGUCAUUUUCUUUAUAGUUUCUUUUGAAUAACAGAAGUUCUUUACUUUUAGUCAAAUUCAUCUCUUUUCCUUUAUAGUUAAGGGUUUUUGCACAUAUAUCUUGUUUUAAGAACUAUUUCUUUACCCUGAGGUUAUGAUGAUAAUAAUAUAUUAUCUUUUGAAUGCUUUAUAGUUUUACCUUUUAUAUAUAUGUCUGUAAUUCAUUUAGAGUCAGCUUUUGUGUACGGCGUGUGUUAGGAUCUAUUUCUAUUCUCUCCAGAUGGCACACAAUUGUCCUGGCCCUAGUUACUGAAAAGAACAUGCGUUUGUUCACUGUAGUGCCACCUUUAUCGGAAGUAUUGAUAUAAGUUUUGAGUCUGUUUGCUCAUUUUUUCCAUUCAUCUUUUUGUCUAUUCCUGCAUCAGUAUGAUGGUCUUAAUUACUAUAGCUUUCCAAUAUGUCUUGAUAAAGGAUAAGUCAGUUCUUCCAGUUUGUCUCUUCUUUUGUAACAGUGUUAGGACCAUUUUUGGUCAUUUGUAUUUUUGCAUAAAAGUUUUAGAAUCAGUGUAAAUUCUACACAUUUGGUCAUGUGCACAUGCACAUACAUGUAUAUAUCUGUACACACACAGAUAACCUCGUUUACCACUAACAAAAACAAUUUAAAGCUCCCACGUACUGAGUUAUUCAUUGAAAUUGCAUUGACUGAAAUGAAUUUGAUGAGAAUUGACAUACGAUACUUAGUUUCCAACCCAAGAACAUGUUAUAUCUGUCCACUUAUUUAGGAUUAUUAAUUUUCAGUUUUACUCUUUUCUGUAUAUUUCCUGAACUCCAUUGCAUGGAUUUUUGUAUGUAUUAUUUUGUUGUCAUUCAUUUAAAAGUGUUUUUCAAUUUUUGUUAUACCUUCUUUUUUGACUCGUGGAUUAUUGGAAAUUCAUUUCUAAACAAUUAAGAAUUGUUUAGUUAUCUUUUGGAGCUUGAUUUCUAGUAUAAAUGCAUUGUGAUCAAAUAGCACCUACUUGAUAUCCUCUGUCUUAUGAAAUUUAUUGAGACUUGAUUUAUAACCUAGUAAUACGGUCAGUUUUUGCAAAUGUUCUAUGUGAGCAUGAAAAGCAUGUCUGUUUUCCAGUAGUGGGGUAUAGUAAUGUAUAUACAUACAUUAGGUCAAGUUUGUAAAUGCUGGUAUUUAAAACUUUUAUGUUUUUACUGAUAUUUUUGUCUACUUUGAUUUAUCAAUUAGAGAGAUGUUUUAAAAUGUCAAUCUUUGAUUAUGGAUUCAUCUAAUUUUCUUUUUCAUUAUAUAAAUUUUCCCUUUAUAUGUUUUGAGGUAAGGUUUUUAAGUAAAGGUGUAUGAUAGGUCCUGAGAAAUAGUCCUGUUAUCAUUAUGCAGUGACCCACUUUAUCUCUAAAAAUGAUUUUCUGCCUAAUAUUAAUAUAGCUAUCCUAGCUUGCUUUGGAUUGGUAUUUACAUGGUACAAUUUUAUCAGUCCUUUUAUUCUCAACCUUUCUGUCUGAGAUGUGUUUCUUGUGUAAAGUAUAUACAGUCAUGUGCUACAUAGUAAUGUUUUGGUCAGCACAGACCCAUAUUCAACCUUGGUCUCAUAAGGCUGUAAUACUGUAUUUUUACUGUACCUUUUCUAUGUUUAGAUACACAAAUACUUAUUGUAUUACAGUCGCCUACAAUAUUAAAUACAGUUACAUGCUAUACAGUUCUGUAGUCUAGAAGCAGUAGGGUAUAACAUACCGCCUGGGUGUGUAGUAGGUUACUAGGUAAUAUAGCCUAGAAUGUGAGUACAUUUCUGUGAUGUUCACACAAUGAUGAUAUUGCCUCUAUCCCCAGUGCCACCAUCCAGUCCACACUUGCAUCAUUGCUGGCCCUGAACUUCGGCAGUGACUUCCUAACUCAUCUUUCAGUUUCUGCUCCUGCUGGGUCCAGGUGAUUUUUGAUUCCCCAUUCAUUCAGUGUGAUGAUCUUUGAAAACCAAAACUGGAUCAUUCCUCUGACUCUCCCACUCGCCACACCACCUUGCAUAAGCAUGCCCCUGUUCACAGAGCCUCCUAGACUGCCCAUCAUCCUCAGAAUAAGCCUAGUCUAUCACAUUCUAAAA